GACCCUGGCAUCAGAGUUUUGUAGUACUGACAAAUAUGUCGGCCUCUGGGAUUCUCUUGGCCACCAAUAUCCUGGAUAUAUGAAAAGAUUAUAUCAUUGUUUUGGAAUUACAUUAAUUUCUUCUUUUUAACUUCCGUACAGGCAGAGCGGCCUACAGACAAAUAUUAGCUAUUUUAAAGAAGUAAAAAAAAAAAAGCUUCCACCCCUAGCUAACAGUUAGUUAAGCUAAGUGCUUGUAGUAAAAUAACGUCAGACGUAUCGGCGACUGGCUAGCUAGCCAACCGUUUAACGUUAUCUGUAAAUUAGCCUGGCGUUGGGAUAGCUAGCCACGAAAGCAAGAGCUUGCUGGCACCGCUGAAUAACUCGAAUGGAUAGUAAUGGGUGUAACGAGUUGUCUCUGUUGAUUACAAUGCCAAGAAGAAAUUACACGACCAGGACUGGUACUUCCCAUUCACCGUUUUUGGACCCGAAACCACUGUGAACCCCCCCGCAGGUGCAGCACCCCCUGACCAACCAUCAGACUGGAUUCUCUUGUCUUCUGACCCAAGACAACCUGUUGAAGUUCAACACCGGCACCCCUGCGUUCUAUCCAUACACACAGUGACCCACGUCACAAACGAAAAGGCCACAGAUAAGCACUGGAUGGGGAAAAUCGCUCGCAUCCUGUUUCCAAGGUCGGAGAAGGACACUUCAAACCUGAAAAACCUCAGGAUACAAAUGGCCCGAGGAGACUCCAUCUUCAACACUUAACAGCCACAGUUUUUCAAAUUUUUGUUGAGGUCAUUUUUAGGCCAUUGCUCCAGAGAGGCCCCUAUCCUCCAAGGGAUUGGUUGUGGGAGACUGUUAUCCAAGCCUCAGUGCUCUCUACUAGGGAAGGAAGCAAGGGGGAAGGCCCUGGAAGUCCCAAGAGAAGAGGGCUGUAAAGAAAACGGUCUGCAGCUGGGAGGCUGGCAGUUACAUAACUAACAGGCGCGGUCGUCCACUAACACAGUGAAACAAGGAGACCAGUGAGGGAACUGAGUUGUUCUAUGUUGCCAUUGCUGGCUGAUAUAAGAUAAUACCAUUAUCUACACACACAUUACCCUCAGCAAUCAGAUCAGCACUGUACCCUGUCAUUUACAUGGAUACUAAUGGAUGUUCUACUGCAUUUUCCCUCAGAUAUUUUGGAAAGAACCACAGCAUUACUUCUUGCUUUUUGUCUUCCAAUCAUAUCCCUGGUGCAGUUGGCAGGUGAGGUGGUUUGAAUCAGCCACCGGCUGGGUUUAGGGAUGCCCCGACACAGGAAAACCAGGCUACUCCACUGGCCCGCUUUCAGACUGCUGUUUCUAAUACGAGUGCUGGACUGAAAGCAAAGUGUCUUUCUCCUCUAACAGAGAGCAAGGAGUUUUCAUUUUUUAUUUACAAGACUUUUUCUCCGCCCAGACUGCUGAUCUCUCGGUGCUAAAAACUUUUUGCUAGCACAGACUUGGGAACAAACAAGCCCAUUUUCCACUUAAGGUCUUGAUCUUUUUCUAAGGUGAAGAAAGUCACGGAGGAAGGAAAAUAGAAAGCCAAGUCAGAUUAUCAUCCCAGACAUUUUCUCUUUCUUUUCAGCCUUGUUUCAUUUAUUGCUGUUGUUCCAUAUUGAAAGUCUCCUACCCAAACAGGUCUACCUCUGCCAACUCUUGUACCUCACUAAACUCGUAUUUAUAGACCAAUCAAAUCAAACGGACACGUUCACAGCAAAGGUUCAUCAGUUUAGCUGAGCUUUUCUGUCUGUCAGGAUUUGGACUUUUACAUCACCAAAUCACUGAUCAACUCAGUAAUUGUGUUUUGACAGAAGGUUUUUUUCAUCAAAAUAACAUGUUUUUAGCCAUGUUUUUUUAAUUGCCCUGUUCUCAUCAUUUUCACCAAGCCUUUAUUCAUAUUGCUACACAAACGGAUUCCCCCUUUUUAGAAGUGUAAGAAUGAUCACUUUCUGUUAGCUUGUGUUUGUAAUUGAUUGGCAUUUUGGGUAGAACCUAGUCAAACUAGUGCUGUGUGUUUAUCUGCAACUCUGUAAGAGACUGUUCGGACAGCUCUUUGUAGUCUGUGGCUUAUUUGUUCAUCUCGGCUUCCCACCUGGUUUUCUGGCUGACAGGAAAACAAGGCUUUUACAGCAGAGCGACUUGUAAGCUUCUUUUAAUCUCACACACAGUAGAUCAGGAUUGACCUAAGAACCUAAGAAAACAAGCAUUUGUUCCUCCUCCCAUCUCAGUGUGGUGAUGCAGAGGAGAGUUUUCCUCUUUAUUUGUGUAAAAGAGAAAGCCUUCAACUAUCGCUCCAUCACUUUUGUAUGUCUCCUUUUUUAUUUUUUUUGCCAUUUUCUAUCCCCAAAUCCACCCAAUACACCUCAAGAAACAUUUAACUCUGAAUCACAAAUUCCCCUGCGAAGCAGUUGCUAAACAGGCACACCCCACCACACAGAAAGUGAUGCCAGGUGGCAGCAGUAAGAGUGGAGGGCGGGGUCCAUCCUCGUCACCCCUCCCCCACGCCGUGGUCCCUCCUAGCAGGCCCUUGCGACCAUCCCGCUACGUCCCGGUGUCGGCAGCCACUUUCUUCCUCGUCGGCUCCACCACGCUCUUCUUCUGCUUCACGUGCCCGUGGCUUUCAGAGCGUUUUUCAAUAGCUGUGCCCAUCUACAAUGGAGUCAUCUUCCUGUUUGUUUUGGCUAACUUCUGUAUGGCCACAUUCAUGGACCCUGGUAUCUUCCCGAGAGCCGAGGAGGACGAGGACAAGGAGGACGAUUUCCGUGCCCCCCUCUACAAGACUGUAGAGAUUAGAGGGAUCCAGGUCAGGAUGAAGUGGUGUUCCACCUGCCGCUUCUACAGGCCGCCACGGUGCUCCCACUGCUCCGUCUGUGACAACUGUGUUGAGGACUUCGACCACCACUGUCCAUGGGUGAACAACUGCAUCGGCAGGAGGAACUACCGCUACUUCUUCCUGUUCCUCCUGUCUCUGACGGCUCACAUCAUGGCCGUGUUUGGCUUUGGCCUGCUCUUCAUCCUCUACCAUCGUCAGAACAUUGACCGCCUGCACGCCAUCGUCACGCUGGCUGUAAUGUGUGUUGCAGGCUUGUUCUUUAUCCCAGUUGCUGGCCUCACUGGUUUCCACAUAGUGCUUGUGGCCAGAGGCAGGACUACCAAUGAGCAGGUUACAGGGAAGUUCAGAGGAGGCGUUAACCCAUUCACCAAUGGCUGCUGGAAGAAUGUCUCUCAUGUCCUCUGCAGCUCGCAGGCACCCAGGUAUCUGGGCAGAAAGAAGUGUGUGCAGAGUGUGUGUGUGCAGCCGCCUUUUCUACGGCCACAGCUGACAGAAGCCCAGCUGGCCGCAAAGAUCCUGGACAACGGCAUACAGGGAGACCUGCACCGGUCAAAGUCCAGUCUGGAGAUGAUGGAGAGCCAGUCAUGUGACGCUGAGCCUCCUCCUCCUCCUAAACCGGAGCUUCGCUACCCUGGAAUCACCAGGGGAAACACGGAGGAGUGCAGUCUACUCAACAAAGCCCCACCCACCCCCACCAUGUACAAAUACAGACCCACCUACAGCCCCGGCAAGAACCACACAGCGCUCACACAUGCUUACGCCAACCAGUUAAGUCGAGGGGAGAGUGUCGGCAGUGCCAGGGACUCCUCCUCUUCUACCUCUUCCCUCCUCCAGGCCAGCCAGCAGCCUGGUUUCCGCUCCCAGCCCAGCCUGGACCGCAGGGACACUUCAUCUGACAGAGUGGGAGGGGGAGGAGGUGGGGAGAGGAGGGAGGGCGGAAGAGAGGCGGGAGGAGGGGGCAUCCCUGGUUACUCCCUCGGUGGACGCUCAUAUCCCUCCUUCUCUGACCCCACCGUCCUAUCAGGAGUGGCGUCGCGAUCUUCCAGCUCCACGCACACCUCGGCAGGUGCUGCCCACGUCUCCGAGGCAACCACAACCUCAGCCAGCUUCAAGAGCUUAGCCAAUCAGACACCCCCGCCUCACCACCCAUCCCGCAACGGGAGCCUGUCAUAUGAUAACUUACUGGCAGGUGGUGAGGACUUUGACAAGGUGGUGGUGGCGGGUUCAGCAACCGCUGAGGUUUCCUCUGGAAGACCCUGCACACCGGCAGCAGGCAGCUACAACUCCCCCUUCCUGUCAUCACAACAAAGAGUUGCUGAGAUGCACUCCCAGUCGCCCCAUCACCACCACCGCUCCUCCCACCACCACCACCACCCUUUCCUCCACCGCUCUUCCUCCUCCACGUCCUCCUCCCCACCACCUCCUCCAGAGAGGGAGUGUCUGCUGGGUGAGCCCCACCCCGGUGCUCACCCCCCACCUACCAGUCAGGCCCCAGCUCUGCCCUCCUCCUCUGCCCCGCCUCCCCCACACCAUCACCACCACCAUCAUCACCACCACCACCACUCCCAUCAUCACCACCACUCCUCUUCCUCUUCCUCCACCUCCCGCCCUCCUCGCUUUGCUGUCCCUCACGCGCCGCCCCACCAUGCUUAUCCCUACCGCACCCGCUCCACCGACACCCCUCUGGGAUCCUCCUCCACCUCCACGACUCACCCACCCCGAUCUCCGCACCCCCCACCUCUGGGCAAGUCGCUCUCCUACUCGAGUGCUGCCGCUGCCGAAAUGCAAUACCGGCUGGUCCGAAAGGCGUCCGCGUCAGCCGGUGCAAAUGCAGCGGGGGUAGGAGGAGGAGGAGGUGGAGGAGGUGGAGGGAUGGGAGGAGGAGGAAUACAAGCGCCGAAGGAUGAACUGAUCCAGAUGAAACCGCUGAGUCGGACCAACGGCGGCCAGCCCUUCUCUUCCACCUCCUCGUGCUCCGCCCCUUCCUCCCCCUCCCAUCCAGUCAGUGUGUCAGCCCGGCCGGGAGUGGCCUAUCCCAGCUCGGCAUUGAUGCAGAGCCCUGCCUAUAAGCCCCAGGGUGGCGGGGUGAAGAAGGUGACGGGCGUCGGGGGCACCACCUACGAGAUUUCUGUCUGAGAGUGAGCCGGCCUCUGGCUCAAGGACCAAUGAGACGAAGAGGAGGUACAGCUCUUUUCUGCCUUUGAGGGAGUAAAACCACUAACCUACUGUAAACCUGGACAUCUGAGGAUGACUCGAACUAUUUUGUCCAGAUCUCACUCCUCAUUGGCUAAUUGACUAUAGAGCAAAACUGUACUGGACUGUCCUGCCUCCAGACAUACACCUCAGUAACUCUACUCGUAAAAUGACAGUAAGACCUGGACUGAUGUAAGCAAGAACUUGGUCGCACAGGGCUAUGAAAGACAUUUUUUAGGGGGGAUUUCACAGGACCAAACAGGAACUAUGAUGUGACUCACUUUUGUGGGUUUUAUCCUCACAGUAGCUCAGUAGGUAGCAUGAGGCACUAGCAUGGUCAGGUCUGGGUGUUACAGUAUAUACAAGUAUAGCAGCGCAAGGCACUGCCACUGCCAGGGUGGGGAGCUUAUCCCCACUGGGGCCACCAAUGAGCUCUGGAUGAGCUCUGCUGAGUUAGACGACUGUAGGUUUAUGAAGUUUCAUAUGAGCACUUUUGGACUGAAGCUGCAUUUAGGUAAAAGUGGACCCUUCAUAAGUCCCGCCCCUUUUUGCUCUGUGCUCCAAUAACAGUUGAGCAAGCCUCUGUCAGAACCAUAGCCAACUUUCUCCUUUACUAUACUUGGAUUUUCCAUGUGCUAGCCUAAUCUAUGUUGAAAAGACAGCCACAUUUUGAUGAUGGUUACAACGUAGAAGUGACAUACCAUUUUAAGUUAGCAAAAUGCUAGCUAACUAGCUUAGUGUGACCAGACCUCCCGAUUUUGUCUGUGAUUGUCCCAGUUCCAAGCUAGGCCUCCCGAGUCCCAAGAAAUAUCUGUAAAACACUACACUGUCCUUGUUUUCAACAAUUACUACCAAAUUGUCCCAGUUUCAACCACAAAUAAUAUAUUAAUAACCAACACGAGUCAUAGGAUGGCGUCAAAGGCUAGAACACUUGUGGCUCUUUGUGACGGUUCGUUGUUAGCUCUCCUGCCGAAGACAGUUUUUUUUUUGAAGGCUUACUCCUUCAUAAAGAAAAUGCUGCAAUGGUUGUGUCCAUGGUGUUAAAAGGUGUGCUAAGCUCUUAAACAGUUGAGGUUUGAAGAGACAUGGUCACCCUAAACUAACUAGCUAAUUUACAUUAAUUGUUAGCUAGCUAGUUACAACUGUUAGCUAAUGUUAGCAAAACGUUAUGAUUAAUGUAGAUAAGUAAGCUAGCCAGCUAGCAUUUUGCUAACUUAAGAUGUGACUAUAUGUCACUUUUAUCUUUUAACCAUCUUCAAAAUGUGCUUGUCUUUUCAACAUAGAUUAGCCUAGCACAUAGCAUAUCUCAGUAGAGGAAAGGAGGAAGUUGACUGAGGUUCAAAAAGGGGCAAGGCUUAGGAAGGGUCAAUUGAUGCAGAUGCUUAAUAUUUUAACAUUUCACCACUUUCACAUUUAGAAUGAUGAUGAUGAUGAUGAUAAGUAUGUGGAACCUGAUCAAAAUCAAAUGUAGAGGCCAUUCAAAGUUAAGGGCUUCCCAUAGACAACCAGUUCAGUGUAAUGUGCAAUCAGUCAAAUCAGAUUAAGUCAUAGCAAGUUCCUAAUACACAGUUCUGGCCCACUUGUCAGUUAAGCCCUGCUGGUAAUAACAGCAUCCACUAAAUGGGACGUGGUGUGAUCGCAUUGGACCAAGUACACAUGGCAGAACCCCCUUAACCUCGUCACUCUCCUGGAGGCUGCUGCCUCGGUCACAGCCUUCCGCUCAGUAAUCAAGCAACUAGAUCUACUAUGGCCGCAAGACAAUCUACUAGUGGCUGGACGAAGCGUUGCCGUGAACAUAUUCGAUCGACGUCGCUGCGUGAAUCGACUCGCCUUUUGAUGGAGGGAUGAAAAUGUGACAUUGAAAAAACAAAAACCAAAAUGCUGGUUUCUUGGAUUCAUUUGUUGAUUUUAUUCCUAGAUGUGAAUAUGAUUCCAUGUUUGUACAGGAUGAUGUGAUUUUAAAUGUGGAUUUCUUUUCUUAUUUUUUUAAAGUGGCAUUCAUAGCGGACUGCAGCAUGCACUACUAUUACUACUAGCCACUAUAGGCCACCGUGUUUGGCUGUAGACCGUGUCGUCUGUUUGAACAAACAGGAAGUGAGGAAACUAAAGUGAACAAGGAAAUCAUGUUUUGGCCUUUCUGUUGUUAAUGGGGUCCUUAAGACAAGGCAGAUUUUUCUAGAAAACAAAUUCCUUGAGCAAUUGCCUUGAAAAUUCAAGUUUUUUUUUAUGUCACCUAUUUAAUUUAAAAUUGUUUUAUAUGAAUUUAUAAGAAAAUAUAGCUAUUGAUAAAUGAAGAGUUUUAAAUAUUGACUCAAAAGAGAGGGUGUGUUGUCAGUUUCAGAAUCAUGAUAAAAAAAGAGCCGUUCCUAUUUUGUUGAAGCUCCAUAGCUGUUAUUCUUUCAAACAAUCUGAGGCGCCGUUUCCCAAAUGUCCGAAUUUCCAAGUUCACAUCUAAGAAAAACCGGACAGGACUGUCUCAGAGCGCACGCCUUAUUUCUGCAAUGGUUAACUUGUAUCUUCAGUCACGACUUCAGUCAGCAGUUAGCUGUAAAAACAACUGUUAGGGCCACUGUUAAAAAAAAUGUAGGAAAAAAUAAAAUAAAAUUUAAUGACAUGAGAAUACAGUCAGAAUUUCACGUUUGUAAUAUUAAAUAAAGUCAUAAGAAUAAAGUCAUUAUUACAGGAAAACAGACAUCAGUAUGUCUGUGUUUUAUCAGGUUGGCAGAUAUUGGCCUAUGGUGGAAUAUACUCUGGAAUAGAGAAGGACACCCAUAAAAUGGAGGUGAGUGAAAGAACCUCUUUCAUUACUGUAGAAUGCUCUAUAGUGUUAUUAAGAUAUUUAACUGCACAGUUAUCCGUAUCCGCACCGGCUAAAUCUCGAAGGUAAAAAUCCAGUGUCCCAAACAGCUCAAAGAUCCACUGUAUCGGCCGGCAAUGGGGGAAUUUUUCCUCUCUAAAAUCCUGUAUGGGUCAGGCUCUUAUUUCUUGGCUGUGCAUUUACAUUGUACAGUUAUCAUUUUUCCUUGCAAAACAUUUGGACUUUCUCUCACCCUCACAGUGGCCCUAACACUCUGUCACUAUUCUGACUGUACACUAGAUCAGCCAAAUUUCUUCUGGUCUCAAAAUUCAUGUAUAGUGAACUUCAUUUGUGAAUGAAGGUGCUCGAGACCCAGUUGAAAAAACUCACAGGAACUUACUUUUAUAUUUUGAAUCAGUGUGCCAUGGGGAGUUGUGGUAAUGAUGAUGAUGAUGAUGAUGUAAAAGCCUUCCUUUUCCCUGCUAAACAUUUACUGUGGCUGAAGAUUUGACAUCCAGAAAUCAUUCAAAUUCAAAACUCUUCCAGCUGUUUUUUGGAAUUCACAAAUGUGUCAGCUUUAUGGGAUAAAGUCCAGCAGUUUGUUUACGGCAGAUAGCGGUACUGUGAGCGCUGUACGCUGAAUCUAACCUUGAAACCAACAACAGCAGCCAUCUUGUUUCACUGUUUGUGAGAUCACAUCUACUAUACAUUUAGGUUUUUCUGUCUGAACCAUCGACACACAUCCGCCAUAACAUGGGCACUGACUGGUGAAGUGAAUAACGCUGAUUACCUGGUUAUCAUGGCUCCUGUAGCUCAAACUGCUGAAACAGUUAAUGCUGGUUCUGAUAGAAAGGUGACAGAACACUCAGUGCAGAGCACCAGGGAGCCCAGGUGAUCAUAAUGUUAUGGCUGAUUGGUGUGUGUUAAGAUGGAUGACAUGGUGGUUCUCUAAAAGUGAAGCCAAAGCAUCUCUAUGGCCCCCUCAUGGCUGACUGCAGUAUAGGUUAUAAAGCCUGUUGCCUCCAUGUUGGGCCAAACUAAAAAGAAAAAAGUCAAUGCAUUUUUUGGGGUUCGUGGUUCAGGAUUUCAAAUGCUGUCACCAACACAAGAUGACAGCGGCUGUAUCAGAGAUAUUUUGGGAGGAGGUGGAGACGUCCAUCUUUUAUGUCGGUGGUGUGAACCAGUGAUAUUGGGCCCAGAACUAAACUGGUGCAACAGAUUGCUGGACAACCUGUUUAACAGCUGUUUGUUACUGACAUAGGCUGUUCAUACUGCAAGCCUUAGCACUCAAUUGUUAUUUAUGGCUCAGAUCCAACUUUCUUUUGUUUUGUUUGGCUCUUCACAUUAUUUUUUGAAUGUGCCCCAUAUCAGAUUCCACACUGAAAUCACGCUGCAAAAAAUCCAAUCUGUAUCUGAUUUGGAUCCCAUGUGAAAGUCGCCCAAAUCAGAACAGAUCAGAUUCUGUGUUAUCUGUGCUGUUCACACGGUCAUGAAAAAGCAACGAAGACCAGGUCACAUAUGAGCCCUAGUGCUCUGGAACUCUGGACUUUGAAGUUCCUUGGGGGGUCCUUUCAAUUUCAAACUGGGGACGCAUCGUCUUAAUCCAGUCUGGGUCACCGACAGGACCACGAGUAGUAUGUACACGUGUCUGAGAACUGAACAGAUAAUCUAUGACAUCACAAGAAAGGAAAGGUCUUCAUUCAUUUUUUGUUUUUGCUUUUGCUGUACUUUGAGCAGAGUGGACGGCAAGCGAAGGCGGUGGGCUGCAGGUGUGUGUCGGCAAGCACAGUUUCGGCAGACUUCUCCCCCUGUUGGAUUGGGACGGGGCUGGGAAAUAAAUCAAAGAAAUGACAAAUAUGUGUACUGUAUAGCUUAACAUGCGUGUGAGUGUGUUUGUGGAUGGAUGUGUGUACGUAUGUUGUGUGGGGCUGGAGGAUUGAUAAUAAACUUACAACAAAAAGGUGGAA
Messenger RNA from Dicentrarchus labrax (European seabass), 9798 nucleotides. It is a transcript of the gene zdhhc5a, whose product is annotated as zinc finger DHHC-type palmitoyltransferase 5a. NCBI's taxonomy places the organism in Eukaryota, Metazoa, Chordata, Actinopteri, Moronidae. The transcript has 12 exons. Gene Ontology annotation, molecular function: palmitoyltransferase activity. The coding region runs from base 2452 to 4977 and encodes 841 amino acids. The record is from RefSeq and is a predicted model, not a curated record. Gene Ontology annotation, biological process: protein palmitoylation.